AUGCGCCGCACAGCAUUGCGGGCUCUUGAGUCCGCGAAGCCUCUGAACCGAGCUCCUCGCGCCGUGUCAAGAAGCUUCUCUACAGCCCUUGAGUCGUCUAGGGAUCCUGCCGACCUCGAACAAAUCACCACACUCCCCAAUGGCGUUCGCGUCGCCACGGAAUCAUUACCGGGACCCUUCGCGGGUGUCGGAGUUUACGUCGAUGCCGGAUCCCGUUACGAAGAUGCCAGCCUGCGUGGUGUCAGCCACAUCAUGGAUCGUUUAGCUUUCAAAUCAACCAAGACUCGCAGUGCAGAUGAUAUGCUGGAGACUCUAGAGGGUCUGGGCGGCAACAUUCAGUGCGCCUCGUCCCGCGAGUCGCUAAUGUACCAGUCUGCUAGUUUCAACUCGGCAGUUCCCACCACGCUUGGUCUGCUCGCAGAAACUAUCAGGGAUCCUCUUAUCACCGAUGAGGAAGUGCUCCAACAACUCGCCGUGGCGGAGUACGAGAUUGGCGAGAUUUGGGCUAAGCCUGAACUUAUCCUCCCGGAGCUUGUGCACAUGACUGCAUUCAGCAACAACACCCUCGGAAACCCCCUGCUUUGUCCUGAGGAACGACUAGGCGAGAUUAACAAGGCCGUGGUGGAACGUUACCGGGAAGUUUUCUUCAACCCGGACCGCAUGGUCGUCGCUUUUGCCGGAAUUCCCCACGCGGAGGCAGUAAAGCUCACCGAGCAAUACUUCGGAGACAUGAAGGCGAAUGAAACCAGCAAGACCAAGGGACCCGUGCUCUCCGGCUCCGGAAUCGAAACUUCCCUGUCCGACUCUCAAGCGGCUGCCCAUGAGGGCCAGGUCCCCACCGUCCCUCAGUUCACUCCCUCAUCGACUAUCAGCAGCCCGGCUGCCUCCGAAAACACACAAUCCUCGCUUUUGUCGAAGCUUCCUUUCCUCAAGCAUCUUUCCUCUUCCAAAAGCCAUGCUACUGUCGAGCCUCUUCACUCGUCCCUGGUUGAGCCCUCCUCUCUCAACCUUAGACAACCUGCUCACUACACUGGUGGCUUUAUUGCUCUCCCCCCGAUUCCCCCACCAGCGAGCCCUAUGCUUCCUCGCCUGAGCCACAUCCACCUUGCAUUCGAGGCCCUUCCCAUCUCCUCGCCUGAUAUCUAUGCCCUCGCUACCCUCCAGACCCUUCUUGGUGGCGGUGGCUCUUUCUCCGCCGGUGGACCCGGAAAGGGCAUGUACUCACGACUUUACACUAACGUGUUGAACCAACACGGUUGGGUCGAGAGCUGCAUUGCUUUCAACCACAGCUACACUGACAGCGGAAUCUUCGGAAUUUCCGCUUCGUGCAGUCCCACCCGCACAAACCAGAUGCUCGAGGUCAUGUGCCGUGAGCUCCAGUCCUUGACUCUGGACACCGGAUACACCGCCCUCCAAGCGCAGGAAGUCAACCGCGCCAAGAACCAGCUCCGCUCGUCGCUGCUGAUGAACCUCGAGUCUCGUAUGGUCGAGCUGGAGGAUCUUGGACGCCAGGUUCAGGUUCACGGUCGCAAGGUCAGUGUUCGCGAGAUGUGCGAGCAGAUUGAGGCUCUCACUGUCGAGGAUCUCCGCCGUGUGGCACGCCAGGUCUUUGGUGGCCAGGUCCACAACAAUGGCAAGGGUACUGGCCAGCCUACUGUUGUGCUGCAGGAAGGUGAGCUGGAGGGCUACAAGCUGCGUGCUUUCCCCUGGGAAGAGAUCCAAGAACGGAUUGCCCGGUGGCAGCUUGGCCGGAGGUAA
Penicillium antarcticum is the source of this 1758-nucleotide messenger RNA. RefSeq names its product mitochondrial-processing protease subunit alpha. Gene Ontology annotation, molecular function: metal ion binding; metalloendopeptidase activity. The transcript has 2 exons. Lineage: Eukaryota; Fungi; Ascomycota; Eurotiomycetes; Eurotiales; Aspergillaceae. The coding region runs from base 1 to 1758 and encodes 585 amino acids. The record is from RefSeq and is a predicted model, not a curated record. Gene Ontology annotation, cellular component: mitochondrion.